Messenger RNA from Monopterus albus (swamp eel), 3858 nucleotides. Its product is annotated as dpy-19 like 4. The coding region runs from base 187 to 2502 and encodes 771 amino acids. Gene Ontology annotation, cellular component: nuclear inner membrane. Gene Ontology annotation, molecular function: mannosyltransferase activity. The record is from RefSeq and is a predicted model, not a curated record. NCBI's taxonomy places the organism in Eukaryota, Metazoa, Chordata, Actinopteri, Synbranchiformes, Synbranchidae. The transcript has 19 exons.
UAGUGCCACUCUGCAGAUUUGUGCAAGAAAAGUCCAUGUAGAAAAAGGAAGAUUAUCUUGUUCUGCGACGCCGGUAUAACGUAAAUCCAAAUACUUAUUGGAUUUCGGUAUCAGCUAACUGCUUAGCUAGCAUGCGGGUGUCUCAAACCAUAAGGAAAGUCCUCUCUGAUUAAUUUUUCUCUCGUCAUGACUGAGUUAAGAUGUCGGAAACUUGCAGAGACUUUGAAGGAGGAUCAAGUAGAAGAGGAGCGCCGAAAUGAUCCUCAGCUGCAGACUGAACGUAUUAAUGAUCCUGUGAAGACAGAUGAAGGGGUGAGUGUUUCCAGCUGUGGAGCACAGGACAACUUGGAGCAGAAAGAUGGACGUGAAGUUAAAGAAGAUGAUAGCCACCAUAAACAGGAGGACUCAAGCAGACUCAAAACAUCUGUCAAAAAGUCCAAGAGCUCGUCUGCUUCAGGUUUCCUGCAGCAUCUGGUGCGGGUGUUCUUUGGAUGUCUGGCAGCAGUUGCCUGCGGUGUACUUUAUGCCGGGUAUCUGUCUACAUAUCAUGACAGGAAGUUCUGGUUUUCCACUAGACAGGAGCUGGAACGUGAAAUCACCUUCCAAGCAGGCAGUGGGCUUUAUUAUUACUACUACAAGCACAUGCUGGCAGCAACAUCUUUUGAAAGAGGGUUUUAUGAGCUCACGAUAGAUAACAGGACUGUUUCAGGUCAGACCAUCAACGCAGUGAAGCGACUGUCUUUGUAUCCAGAGCUCAUCACAAGCUACAUAUACAGAGUCACAGGCAGCCAGGACUUUGUGGAGCCAAUUUACUUCUACGUUGGCACGGUCUUCGGCCUCCAGGCUGUCUACGUCACUGCCCUGUUUGUAUGUAGCUGGGUGAUGAGCGGCACCUGGGUGGCUGGAAUGUUGGCUGUGGCCUGGUAUGUCAUCAACAGACCGGACAUAACCAAAGUGGACCAUGCUGUUCCUCUGCGGGACAGCUGGGCUCUUCCUUACUUCUCUUGUCAGGUGGCAGCUUUGACUGGAUUUCUGUGUAACAACAUCAGCUCUGCCACUGAGAUGUUUUGCUAUCUUACCAUGAGUGUCAGCACCUUCACCUUCCUCCUGCUCUGGGAGCACAGUCACUAUGUGCUCUUCAUCCAAGGCCUCUGUCUUUUCCUGCUCGACUCUUUUGACCUGGUGCCAUCACGUAAGAUGGCCGACAUCCACAAGGUGUACCUCAGCUCCUUGUUGUUGGUGUACUUGUUCCAGUUUCAGAACGCGACCCUGCUCAGCUCGCCGCUACUCGGCCUCCUGAUUGGCUUAGUGCUUGCGAGGUACUUCCAGCAAAAGAUGAAGAUGGGUCCUCUUGUGGCCAGAGUGAUGAAGCUCUUCCUACAUUUCCACCUGGUCUUUACUACAGGGAUCACCUUCAGUUAUUUGGUCAAGAAACUUAUACCUGUAAGUGAAGGUGACUUCAUAUUGAAAUUCCUUGAAGUAAAAAUUGGGCUCAACACAACAAGUGACUUCAUCACAAACCUCCUCAUGUGCCAAGAGAGUUUCCAGAGACCCGGGCAGGACUUAUUUCUGCGACUGACACAGGCCUCAGUCCUCCCCUUCUACUUGCUGGUGCUCACCGUCUGCCUGCUGUCCACCCUGCAGACCAUUUACAGGAGACUCAGUGGUCAGCCAAUGAAAACCAACCUAAGACUUGAAGAUGGACAAAUAGGAGAGCAGCCUGAGGUCGUUUAUCACGUUUUUCACACCUUGUUUUUUGGAGCCCUGGCUCUGCUGUUUGAUGGGAUGAAGUAUUUGUGGACGCCAUACGUCUGCAUGUUUACAGCAUUUGGUGUGUGUUCGCCUGACCUCUGGAUGACUGUGUUUAAGUGGCUCAAACUGAAAUCCAUUCACCCUGUAGUGCUGUCUCUGAUCCUGAGCACAGCAGUUCCUACCAUCAUCGGGUUCAGUUUAUGGAGAGAGUACUGGCCUCGUGUCCUAGCGGAGUUGUCUGACCUGCAGGAGGUCUACGACCCAGAUACGGUCGAGCUGAUCAGCUGGAUCAAGUUAAAUGUUCCAGUGGCAGCUGUGUUUGCAGGAAGCCCUCAGAUGUUAGGAACAGUGAAGCUGUGUUCAGGUUCAGCUGUGACCAGUUUACCGCUUUACUCCGACAUCAGCCUGCUGAAGAGGGCUGAAGAUAGUUAUCAGGUGUAUGCAAUGAGGCCUGCAGAGGACAUCUAUAAGAUUCUGACGUCUCAAAAGACAAACUACGUGAUAAUCGAGGAAUCGAUUUGUAAUGAGAUUAGGCUUAAUAAGGGCUGUAGGAUAAAAGACCUGCUCGACAUCUCCAAUGGACAGGUUGUUUAUGACAAAGGAGAGAUGUAUUCCUUCUCCAAAUAUGGAAGAUUCUGCCAGGAGAUGAAGAUGAACUACUCGCCCUACACAAACUACUUCACCAGAGUUUUCUGGAAUCGCUCCUACCACGUCUACAGAGUGAACUCAGUCAUUUCCUUUCAGUACUGACAGCAGUUUCUGCCUCCCUGCUGACACUUCGCUCCAGUGUUUCACUUCAUAUUUACAGUGUAACACAGAGGACUGCAAAGUGUUUUUGCAGUGUGGGGACAGAAAAUGUCUGAUCACUGUUCAUGUUUGGGCGAAAGUUGCACAUCUGAUUCAAAAGGGAUCAGCUGAGCACAUUGUUGGUCUGCAUACUGAUUUAAAAUCAACAUAAAUUGACCUUGAUUAAGUUGACAUAUGCCAUAUUAAUCAGUGCACUGUAGUUCUAUAAGCAAUGUGUUACAGAUACUGCAGAGCAUUUCCUGAAGAGGGAGGUUAAUGUCUGAGAUCUGUGUGUUCAGUUUGUACAGAAGUUGUGGUUACUGAGAUGCUUAGGGCAUUUUAUCUUGUGUUCACAAUUUAAGUCAUUAUGCUGAGACAACAACUUUUGCUUAUAUGAAUACUAUACUGUAAAGCUGUCAUUCUCUGCCACUGAUAGAAGUAUACUGUUGUCUUGACAUAACCAGUGCAGUUUUCUUAAAACCUUGUUUUAAUGUCACAUGGCCUUUGAAUAAUCCGGCUCCCCUCCACCUUGGUUUGUUCAUGAAGUUAGCCUUGUUGCCCUAAAAGGAAAAAUGUCCGAUAAGACCACAUAGCAAAAGAAACCAGGUAGACCUACGCAUAUUAGCAUUAGUUAUGAUGACCACCAUUUAGUAAUUAUGAUUAACAAACAGUUUGCUUGUAAUUAUGAUUAAAUAUUGAAUUAUGAGCUUGAACAUCAGAUCACAAGCUGAUCCAUUUAUCGAAAGCUAAUGUGAUGAUGAAGAGCUAAUUAAAAGCUGAACAAAAUUAUCCUUUUGUUUUCAUCACAAAAAAUACUCAUGAACCCCAUGUUUAUAUGCUGUUCUUUUGCUUCUUUGAUGGGGAAAGUGGCUGUUUAUAGGGUGACGUGUUCUGCAAGUAAGAGCAGGUGUCUACUGUCAAAGGGGAAUAUUACUGCUGGAGUCCACUGUCAGUGAAUGUAUUUGAAAGUAACAGUUGGCUUGUGGCACGUGAAGAUACAGAACAGAUUUGUAGUGAAGCUGUUCAUAUAUGAUGCUUCAUCAUUCUCUCAUCAACUGGACGUGCAGAGCUUGAAAUGGACAUGUUUCUGGCCUGAGGGGUCUUAAGACUGUUCCCAUCUCUAUCGGUCACAACUUCAGCCCUGAGACAUCAUGUCCCACUGCUUCUCACCUGAAGUAUCUGCUAGUUUCUCUUGGUGCUAUCAUGCAACACCACUGUUUCCCUGCAAAAGGCCAUGUAGUGAAUUUUGGAUUUUAUUGAAAUGCUGAUGGAUAUUAAGUGUGUAUGAGUUGAUAAAUACAAAAUGAUCUCUGAAAUGUU